AUGGCGAGCUUCGAUUUCGUUGUGGGCACAUUCGCAACGCCAUACUUAUUUACCUUACGGUUCACACCUGCUUCAAGCACUUCAAAUGAAAGUUCCUUGAAGAUAUUGAAGCAGCAUGAAGGGCUUGGCUCACAUUCGUGGUUGCAUCUCAGUUCACCUGGCACAACAGGCACCCAGAACCUUUAUGCAACAGCUUGGACUGAACCGUCUUCACUAGCAGCAUAUGCAGUCCAUACUCCUACCGACAUAAAGUUGCUGAAUACAGUCGCAACCAAAUCAAGAUCGGGCUAUGUAUGUGCGUCGGGAACUCAUGCGUACUCCGCUGGUGGUGCCACAGGAGAGGUAUUCGCGCUCGAUUUCAAAAGUGGUGCAUUUACAUCUUCGUCUGAGAGCACUGAGCACAGUAACGACACCAGCAGUACAGACAUCCAGCCAGUUCAGUUAUUGGACUUUGUCGAUACAUCUGGUCAACGAGAUAACGGCUCAACCAUGGACUUUGGCGGUCUCCGGCACGGAGCCCAUAGCGCUGACCUCUCGCCAGAUGGUCGUAACUGCAUAUGGACAUAUUCGAUUGGUGCCAGCAAAGAGCACAUGAAAUUGGCAGAGAAGAAGAUAUCGCCGAGGAAACAUGACGGGCCCAGACACGUCUGGCCGCAUCCGAAUGGCAAAUUCGUGUAUUGCUUGCAGGAGCACUCCUCAGUUGCUGACGUUUUCGAAGUGGUCAAAUCUUGCAAUGGAUCCGUCAGGCUGGUGCAUAAGCAAGGGGUCCGAAUUAUACCCCAAGGACUACCAGUUAACGAGUUCUGGGCCGAUGAGGUACGGACGUCGUUAUCUAAUGGUGAGAAUCCGAAGUACUUGUACGCUAGCACAAGAGGUCUCAAGGAGGGGAGGAAAGGCUUCAUGGCUGUAUACAAGUUGACACCAGAGGGGCUGAUCGAUGGAGCUGACAUAGUGCCUGAGGAUCACGAUACAGCAAUAGAGUGGCGAGACGAUGAUCAAGGUGGUCUGCUCUGCAUGUAUGAGACUGCCACGUCUGGUGGAUGGGCAAAUGCUGUUCAGCCUGGCCCAACGAUUGGUGAUGUCGAAUACAUUGCAAUGACUGAUAGCGAGGUUGGCUACGUAUUUGUCCUCGCCUGGGAUGGCACAGAGAUCAGGGAGGUAGCACGGACGAACUUGAACGAGGGUACAGACACAUCGAAGGGCAAGCAUGGUGCUGCGACUGCUGUUUGGCUCUCGACGUGA
Molecule: messenger RNA, 1242 nt
Organism: Lithohypha guttulata
Lineage: Eukaryota; Fungi; Ascomycota; Eurotiomycetes; Chaetothyriales; Trichomeriaceae
Exons: 2
Coding region: 1-1242 (413 amino acids)
Molecular function (GO): protein binding; 6-phosphogluconolactonase activity
Source: RefSeq, a predicted model, not a curated record